This is a messenger RNA of Colias croceus (clouded yellow), 21587 nucleotides long. RefSeq names its product titin-like (gene Titin2). The coding region runs from base 1 to 21273 and encodes 7090 amino acids. The transcript has 28 exons. Gene Ontology annotation, molecular function: protein binding. The record is from RefSeq and is a predicted model, not a curated record. NCBI's taxonomy places the organism in Eukaryota, Metazoa, Arthropoda, Insecta, Lepidoptera, Pieridae.
AUGAUUUACCACCAUAGACCGCGUCACCGCUUUCCAUCAGAAUCUGUUAAAAUCACAAAGAGAACUACACCUCAAGAUAUAAUAGAUAACAAGGAUAAAACCACAAGUGUGGCUGGAAUUUCAAAUCGUAUAGUUCAAACAUCCACUGAAGAGACAAGUAUUUUAAGGGUUGAUAAUGUUCAAGAUAUUCAAGCAAAACAGAUUGCAAGAGUACCAUGGCGUUCAAGUGGAAUUGAAAAAAGUAUUCAAUUAAAGGACGAGGCAGUUCUUGAAACAAAGCACUGGAGAAAACAGCGCAAGGAUUCAAAUAUUACUAAUGAUGUUUUCAGAUCCUCAGAGGAUUCAAAUAUUCUCCGUAUAGAUAAAAGUGAAGUAAUCAAUAAAAAUGAUACUACUGUUGAAGCUAAAAAUUGGCGUAAACAAAGAAGUGAAAAAGACAAAGAAAUUCAAAGGAUCCAUGAGAUAGAUGAUAGUACAAUUGUACAUGUAGAUGAGUCUGAAGAUUCAUUAACUGUAAAGAAAGAUGUUAAUGUAAAAGAUAAAUCUGAUGUCAGUUUUGGGACAACUAAAGAAACUAUACCUUGGACACAGGAGGCAAUAAAAUUAAGACCAACAAAGACAGAUAAAUCUUCAAAACCAAAAGAACAAUUAGAAAAAGUCCACUUAAAACCAGUACAAAAGAAACAAUUUGAUAAUGUAGAGACAGUGGUAAUUGAUGAAAGUAUUACCUCAGAGGAAAAUACCAUAAUUUUAAAAGUUGUUGAAGAAGGCGAAAGAAUACAGAACAUCAUUAAAGAUGGUAUUCAAGUAAAAUCGGAUAAAUUACAAGAGCAAGAAAAACCGCAGCAAGUUGAGUUAAAGCCAGUAAUGCGCGAAAAAGAAAAACACGUUGAAAAAAUUCAAUCGGAAGAAGUAUCGUGGCGCACUGGUAAACGUGUCUCAAAGGAGGAACAAGCAACAGAAGAAGUACUUCUUAAACCGGAACCAAGAAAGGAAAAAUCGGAUGAAGAAAAUCCGGAAGAAGUUAUACUUGAACCAUUUCAUAAAGAUAAAGUAAAGCACAUUGAAGAGAAUAAACCAGAAGAAGUCACUUGGCGUACCGGUAAAAGGAAGCCCAAAGAAGAACAUGUGGAGGGGGUAAGUCUUAAGCCGAUUCCUAGGAAAGAAAAACCGCAAGAAGAAAAACCGGAAGAAACAAAAUUGAAGCCUGUCAAAAAAGAGAAGACUAUUGAAGAUGCUUCUCCAGAAGAUGUCAAAUGGCCAACAGGAAUAAGAAAACCUAAAGAGAAGCAACCAGAAGACGAAGUUACUCUCAAACCUAUACCCAAGAAAGAGAAAUCAGAGGAAGAGAAACAUAAAGAUACACAGGUGCCUACAGCGAAACAAAAGCCCUUAGCUGACAGUGUGCCAGAUGCAGAAACUUUUCAAAAGAGUAAAAGGAAGCCUCAAGAAGAAAGACCAAUAGAGGAAGUUGUGCUCAAACCAGUACCCAGAGUGAAGAAAUCUGAAGAUAGAGUGGAGCCUGAAAAGGUAGAGCUAAAACCAGUAAAGCGUGAAAAAGGAAAACCAGUUGAAGAAAUUCAACCCGAAGAAGUAGCCUGGCGUACUGGAAAACGUAAGCCAAAGGAAGAACAACCAGCUGAAGAGGUUAUUCUUAAACCAGUGCCAAGAAAAGACAAACCGGUAGAAGAAAAACUGGAUGAAGUUAAUCUUAAGCCAGUUCAAAAAGGCAAGGUAAAGCCUAUUGAAGAGGCCAAACCAGAAGAAGUUUCUUGGCGUACUGGUAAGAAAAAGCCAAAGGAGGAACAAGCAGUAGAUGAAGUUAUACUCCAACCUAUACCGAAGAUGGAGAAGCCGGAAGAAGAUAAACGGGAGAUAGGUCACCUUAAACCAGUACAAAAAGACAAAAUAAAACCCAUUGAAGAGACCAAACCAGAAGAAGUAUCGUGGCGUACUGGUAAAAGAAAGCCUCAAGAGGGCCAACCAGUAGAGCAAGUUAUACUUAAACCCAUACCUAAGGAAGAGAAACCAGAGGAAGAGAAGUCUAAAGAGAUGCCUACAGAAAAACAAAGACCCUUAGAUGAGAGAGUGCCAGAUGAAGUAACUUGGUCAAAAGGUAAAAGACAGUCUCAAGAAGAAAACUCACUAGUUGAAGUUGUGUUAAAACCAGUGCCCAGAGAGAAGAAGCCUCAAGAUAUUAUAGAGCCUGAAAAGGUGGAGCUUAAACCAGUAAAGCGCGAAAAAGGAAAACCACUUGAAGAAAUUCAACCCGAAGAAGUAGCAUUGCGUACUGGUAAACGUAAGCCAAAGGAGGAAAAACCAGCAGAAGAGGUUAUUCUUAAACCGAUACCAAGAAAGGAAAAACCGCAAGAAGAAAAACUGGAUGAAAUUAAUCUUAAACCAGUACGAAAAGACAAGGUAAAGCCCAUUGAAGAGACCAAACCAGAGGAAGUAUCUUGGCGCACUGGUAAAAGAAAGCCCAAAGAAGAACAAUCUGCCGAGGAAGUAAAUCUUAAGCCAAUUCCAAAGGAAGAAAAACAAGAAGAAGAAAAACCGGAUGACAUUAAACUUAAACCAUUCCGAAAAGAUACGGAAAAGUCCUUGGAAGAGGUCCAACCUGAAGAAGUAUCGUGGCUUACAGGUAAAAGGAAGCCAAAGGAAGAAAAACCGACUGAAGAUGUUAGUCUUAGACCUGUACUGAAGGUAGAAAAGCUGGAAGAGGAACAAUCUAAACAAGAUCUUGAUAGAGAAAAGCCUACGGAACAAAAGAAACCAGAAGAAGUAACUUGGCGCACUGGUAAAAAGAAACCGAAGGAAGAACAACCAGUGGAAGAAGUUGCUCUCAAACCAAUUCCUAUAAAGGAAAAAGCACAAGAAAAAAAGCCAGAAGAAGUAGAACUGAAGCCUGUACAAAAACAAAAGACUGUGGAAGAUACCACUCCAGAAGAUGUCAAAUGGCCAACGGGUAAAAGAAAACCAAAGGAAGAACAACCAGUGGAAGAGGUUGCUCUCAAACCAAUUCCUAGAAAGGAAAAAGCACAAGAAGAAAAGCCAGAAGAAGUAAAACUGAAGCCCGUACAAAAACAGAAGACUGUGGAAGAUACCACUCCAGAAGAUGUCAAAUGGCCAACGGGUAAAAGAAAACCGAAGGAAGAACAACCAGAGGAAGAGGUUACUCUCAAACCAAUUCCUAGAAAGGAAAAACCACAAGAAGAAAAGCCAGAAGAAGUUAAACUGAAGCCCGUGAGAAAAGAAAAGAUUGUGGAAGAUACCACUCCAGAAGAUGUCAAAUGGCCAACAGGUAAAAGAAAACCCAAAGAGGAACAACCAGAAGAAGAGAUUAAACUGAAACCAGUACCUAAGAAACAACUUCCGGAAGAGGAAAUACCAAAAGCAAAAGUGGAAGUGCCUGCACCAAAACACAAACCUAUUGAUGAAAGUCUUCCAGAAGACGUAACUAAGCUAAAAAGUAAAAAGCCAAAAGAAAAACAACCAGUGGAGGAAGUGAGUCUCAAACCAAUAAUCAGGGGAGAAAAACCGGAGGAAGAAAAACAGGCAGAAGUACAACUGAAACCAGUUCCAAAAGAAAUGGAAAUGCCAAUUGAGGAGCUUAAACCAGAACAAAUAUCAUGGCGUACUGGAAAAAGGAAACCAAAGGAAGAACAACCAGAGGAAGAGGUUAUACUCAAACCGGUCCCAAAGAAAGAGAGACCGGAAGAAGAUCAAUCUAAAGAUGAAGAACUCAAACCGGUUCUAAAAGAAAAGGAAGAGUCUAUUGAAGAGGUGAAAUCACAAGAAAUAUCAUGGCGUACCGGUAAAAGAAAGCCAAAAGACGAGCGACUAGUAGAAGAAGUUAAUCUCAAACCGACACCGAAAGUGGAGAAACCAGAAGAAGAAACACUGGACAAAGUACAAUUAAAACCAGUUCAAAAAGACAAAGAAAAACCUGUUGAGGAGAUUAAACCAGAUGAAGUUACUUGGCGCACUGGCAAAAGAAAACCGAAAGAGGAACUACCUCAAGAGGAAGUUAAGCUUAAACCAGUUCCUAAAAAAGAAAAAUCGGAAGAAGAAAAACCUGAAGAAAUAAAACUCAAGCCCGUGAAAAAAGAAAAGAUUAUUGAGGAACCCUCUCCAGCCGAUGUCAAAUGGCCAACAGGUAAAAGAAAACCUAAAGAGGAACAACCAGGAGAGGAGGUAAUACUCAAACCAAUACCUCAUAAAGAAGAGCCGAAAGAAGAUACGCCAAAAGAAGAAAUACAAGUGCCCUCAUUAAAACAGAAGCCAGAAGUUAAGAGGAAGCCUAAAGAAGAAAAACCAGAAAAUGUAGAACUUAAGCCAAUAAAGCAUGAAGAAAACAUUGUUGAAGAAAUUAAAUCAAAUAAAAUAAAAGUUGUUGAAGAGGUUGUUGUCAAAUCGGAAGAGCCUGAAGAGAAAAAAGAAUCUCAGGAGGACCAAUUUACAGAUGUUGUAGAUGAAGUUAUUACUCAUAACGAAAAAGUCAUAAAAAAGAAGAAGGUAGUUAAGAAAGUGUCAUUGGAAAAAGAAACCGAAUUGCAAAAAAGUUCUGAAAAAGAAAUUGGGCCUAUAAUUAUACAACCUCUCCAAGCCGCAGUCGUGAAUGAACAUGACAAUUUUGAACUUACGGUUAUGUUUAAUCCAAAAACUGUUAGUAGCAUUACAUGGUUCAUGAAUAACAAAGCUAUUGAAGAAAAUGAUGACUGUAUAAUUCACACGGAAACUGGAAAGUCUAUAGUAAAAAUAAGACACGCUGAUAAAAAAAAAAUUGGCAAAUAUGAAGUUAUAUUAGAAAAUAAUAAUAUCGUAGCAAAGUCUGCCUCAACAGUGAAAUUAAAUAAAUCCGUUGGCGUAGAAAACGUUAAUCCUCCGGUAUUCAUAAGGCCUUUACAACCCAAAUUUGUGCGAUUAGGAGAUGUCAUACUUUUAGAAACUGAGGUUACCUCAAAUCCCUGUGCAUCAUUCCAAUGGUUUUUGGGUAACAGAGAAGUCAGCACAUAUAUUAAACAAAAUAAGAUACGAAAUAUGUAUGUUACCAGCAAAGAUAAUAUUUCUUGUUUAUGUAUUGAAAAUAUUACAAAUAAUUUGGAAGGCAUUAUAACAUGCAGAGCCGAAAACUUUUCUGGAUCUGUUUCAUCUUCUGCUUCGCUUUUCGUUGUGAGCGAUGCAGUCGAUAAUGUUUUAGGAGAACCACCUAAAUUUAUUGAUCAUUUAAAACCGACAACAGUUAUGGAUGGUGAUCCUAUUUUAUUAAGCUGUACAGUCGUGGGAGAGCCUUGGCCAAAAAUAGAAUGGUUUCAUCAUGAAAAGUUGUUAGAGGUGGCUAGAGAUGUCACUAUCGGCAGACAGGAAUCUGGAUUAUGUGAAUUAUGCAUAAAAGAAGCUUUCCCCGAAAUGACAGGAAUCUACAAAUGUGUAGCUACAAACGAGUUUGGGCAAUGUACCAAUGAUUGUGUAGUUAAUGUGGAAGCCUAUGAAUACGUACCCAGUGCUUCAGAAGAGGAUCUCUUGAGUGACGAGAAAACAAGUGAUAUCGAAGAAUUUGCACCGAAAAUAGUUAAAGCACUGCCAACGGUAGUGAAAUCAAAUGAAGGCGAAUUGACAAGAUUUGAAGCUAAAGCAGUCGGCGUACCAAAACCUCAGAUAAGAUGGAUGAAAAAAGGGGUUAUAAUAAAGCACUCCAAGCAGUAUCAAAUGGAAGAAAUGGAAGAUGGUACAUCUGUUUUGAUUAUUCCUCAAGUGCUCCAGGAAGACACAGGAGAUAUAAAGUUUGAGGCUUACAAUCCACUUGGUGUUACUACCACAGUAGCUGCAUUAUCCGUUCAGAGUCUUAUCGGCACCAAGGAAUACAGGAAGCCCGAAUGGGUAACACAUAUGGAAGAAUUACAAGCUGCAUUACAAGCCACUCAAUCAGUUCCAACUUUCGUACAAAAUAUAUUAUCUGAACGUGUUCAGGAAGGAGAAACCGUCACCUUUGAUGCUAUAUUUAGUGGAAAUCCCCAGCCAGAAAUUAUUUGGUAUAAAGAUGAAAAACCGAUAAUGACAGAUAGCAGCUUCCAAAUUGAAACUAAGGAUAAUAGAACUAUAUGUAAGGUUAAAAAAGUAGCAAAGAAAUCUGAGGGAUCAUACAGCUGCAAAGCAGUGAGUGAUGUUGGCAUGGCAAUAACAAGGGCAACAUUACAAGUAUUUGAAGCUGAUGAAAAGUUUGAAAAGAUUAAAAAGAAAAGAGUGAAAUCACUGAAACAGGACACAAUAGAAGAAGCUAAAGCUGAAACAUUAAUUGAAGAAACAUCUUCGUCCGUAAUCAAAACAGAAGUAGAUGUUAUGGAACAGCCUGAUCAUAUAGUAGAAGCUAAAGAAGAGAAGGCAAUCAUGUCUGUAAAGGAACUAGAUUAUGUUGAAACUGUGGAUGUUGCCACUUCCAAGAAAGUUGAGACUAAAGUAAAGAAAUCUGUGCAAAGAAAACCCGAAAAUAUUGAACCAAAGAUCACUCCUCACGAUUAUAUAAUAACAUCUGAGGAGACUAAAGAUGAAUCAGUUGAGUCAUUUGAAAAGACUUCGUACAAUUUGGAAAAAAUACAAACCAAGAAAGUCUUAUCUGAUUCACAUUUGAUCGCAGAAGUGAAUGAAUUAUUAGAAGUAAUCAAUGCUAAGGAAUUUGGUCCCGGAGAGUCGCCCUUACGUGAGCUUGCUACUAUUGGAUAUAUGUUAAGAAAUGGUGUUACUGUUGAAGAAAUUGAAAUCUUAUAUGAAUCAGAACAUUUUCCUUCAUUAAGGGUACCACAGUCACAAUCGGCAUUAGUACAAUUAGUGGAAAGACAGGGCCACGGGGCCCUUAUUACAGAAGUACUUACGGAAGAAACUGCGGAAAGUGAGGAUAUUAUUGCAGCGAAGGUUGGUUUUAAAGCUUUCAUGAAAAUGGUGGAAAUGAAACAUACUUCAGUGGAAGAAGUAAUAGCUCAUUUGUACCCAGAAGAUUUUACGCCUCGUUCAUGGGAACAAAAGGGAGCGCAUGAGACAAUAGAGACUGAAGUAAAAGAAAAAGCUGAAAUGCAUGCCCCAGAAAUUCACAAAGACACAUUGAAGAUAUCGGAAGAUAAAAUAAGUAAAAAAGAUAACACUGAAAUUGAACAAGUAAAACGCAAAAAACACACAAAACUGUCUAAAACAUCUGAAGUCUACAAUGAGGGUGUUACUGAAAUCGUACAAAGCUCAAGACAACAGCGUUCAAAGGAUGUUACUCAAUUUGAACAAGAAGAAGAAACCAUUUCCCUCGACGAUGAACCAAUACCUCUUGUAAAGAGUUUGCCCAUGGACUUCCAUGAAAAUUUGAUUGAAGUUAUACCAUCCAGUGAAGCAACGAACAUUAUUCCCGAUGAAAUAAAUGAGCAAAAAGCUAUUAUAAAACUGGAUACAAAUCAAUCCCUCAUAAAUGAAAUGCAGCAGUCACAAGAAAAUGAAAAACCUUUACCAAUAAAAUCUAAAUCAAAACAUUUCAUUAAGUCUACAUUCACUGAAGCUGAACCGUUACAAGUUACUGAGAUAGAUAUAGAACAUUCAGUUGAAAAAUACUUAGCAAGCGACGUAACCAACGAGAAUGUAACAAAUACAUAUAUUGUAUCAUCUGAAGGAGUAGAAACUUCUGAAACUAUUGUUAAUAUUUCAGUAGGUCAAGUAGAAAAUUGCGAUCAACAAGAGGGAGUCGCGAAACCAUCUCUGUUAUUGAAAAAUGCUAUUAAGGUAACAGAACAAUUUGCCCCAAUUAAAGAAAGCCCUAUAUGUGAUUCUUCUAUAAAAGAGUCUGUUGCGGCCGUUACCCUUUCUCCUCUUUCUGGCUUGAAUGUAGAAGAAGUAAAACCCAAUGAUAAAGAGGAAGAUUUGGUGACAAAACCAAUUGAGAAAACAGUAACCCCAAAACCUAACUUUAGUUUAUUAGAAUCUAUAGAAGUCGGAGAAGUAUUUGUAGAGGAUAAAUCAGGGAAAUACUACCCUGAAUUAAUAGUACCAACUGAAAUGGCUAAAGAAGAUGUUAUAGUUUCGAAUCAAAUUUCAACAGAAAUUCUUAAUAUUCAAGAAAAAGAGAGCGCGUUUGAUAUUCCAAAAGCACCAAGUUCACAAGAGGCAAAAUUAAACCUUAUCUCAAAAGAUAGUAUUGUCGUUUCUACUAAUACUCCCCAUGAAAAAGAAGGAAAUUUAGAACCAUUCAGUGAUUCUUCAACAAACGCUAGUGUAGGUGAAGAUAUAGGAACUCACUUUAGCCUUGAUAAUUUAAUUACAACUUCACACAUUAAAGAAUCAGAACUCCAACCAACCCAGUACGCGGAAAAACUGGCUAAUGUUAGUUUUAAUGAACAUCAACACACAUAUAAAGUUGAACCGCAAAUUCAUGAUUCCGAAUAUAGCCUAGAAAAGGAAAAACUAGCUAAUGAGAUGUAUGCUCAGAUGAAUGUUACAGCAUUGCAAAAAAAUAUAACGGAAGAAGUUCAAGUUCAUGAACGGGAAACAAGAUUUCCAGUUAAAGAAGAUAAACCAUCCAUGACAGCAAAUAUUGAAAUGGAUGUUGCUGAACCAGUAAUAAUGUCUGAAACUGUUGGUAUUUCACCAAUGGAUGAGUUUAUGGUCUCAGAAAAGAAAUUAGAUGAGAUUGCUACAGAAUCUUUUAUAACGGAGACCGCUAAAACUAUAAGCACACCAUUUGUGCACGAUCAAGAAAUUCCCGAGAACUAUUCAUUUAAAAAACCUGAAAAUAUUACAGUUUCGCUUACUCCAAACAUGUCUUUAACUGUUUCACAAACGGAAACUUCUGACUCAGCGGAAAAUCUUGGCAUUAAUAAAACACCUGAGCUAAAUACUGCGCUUAAAGCACCAACACAUCAUUUGAAGACGCCUCUAUCCGAAAUAAUAACUACUGCUGAUCAGAUAACACUUUUAAACGAAUUGGAGCAAAAAACAGAUACAGCCACGGAGCAAAGAGAUAUAUUAAAAGAAUUGUUAGUAACAGAAGCAACAGUAAGUGAACAAAUAUGCCAGUUUGAUCGUAUUGAAAUACCUAAAAAUGAAGCAAUAACUACCUUUUCAGAAAAAGAAAGUAUUAAUAUUAGCGAAAUAGUACCAAAUGUUGCUGAGGAUGUUUUUAAAACUAUGCCUAGUGAAAACAAGAAAGCACAUAUAAACAUGGAUGUAAAUCACAAAGUUCCUGUAGUUUUAGAAGUUAGUUCUCGAGAAUCCGCUAAUGAAUUUAAUUUAUCACUAACUCUCACCGAAGAAGCUUUAGUAAAACAAAAUAUUUUAUCAUCAGUUAUGGUGUCUGAAAGUAAAUGCUUGGAUAGUCAAGGAAUAUUACAAGACUUUACAAAACCAGAUGAAAAAACUAUUACAUCAGAAAUUGUUCCAUUACAGGAUAUUAUUAGUGUAAUGGAAACAGUACAUAAUGAAAAAGAAGGUACUUAUGAUAAAAGUGUCUCUCCUAAAAGCUAUAGCGCUUCUUCUGAUGUUUUUGGACACCCAGUUGCAGUCUCUUCUGAAACGGUAGCAGACUCCAGUGUUUCAUUAACGUCAGAUAUCCAUAUGCCCAAACAAACUCAGGCUAAUGUUGAAAACAUACCGCAUAAGGAAUUGUGCGUCACAUCUACCAUUUUCAAUGAGAAAGAAAGUACUCUUUUAAGGGAAACUCCCGUCAACUUCACUGCUUCUACUGAAAUAUCUGAAUGUGAGGCUUUGCUCAUAGAAGAAAAUAAAGCAGUAACAGAACCUUCCAUUUUUAACGCUUCUAAAAUAUUACCUAAAGCAAUCGCACAAAGUGACACAAUAACUACAGAGGCUAUUAUACAAGAAGAAGUUUUAGUUAACAUGCAUGAGGGUUUGCUAAAAACUGAUAAUAAGGAAUUACAAGCAACCAAGCCGUCUGUAACAAUUAGUGGUUUGCGAGUGCCAGAAUAUAAUGAAAAAGUACCGAUCGAAAAAGAACUAAAAUUGUCAUUACCACAAUUUCCAGAUGAGCAAAAGGCUGAUAUAUUACAUAGUCAUCAUCAUGGUAUAAUUACUUCCGAAGUUCUGUCUCAGACAGAUAACAUACAAGAAGCUCAAGAUUUUCAUAUGUCUCUUAAAAAGGCAGUUGGUAAAAUUGAUGAAAUUUAUAGAAAAGCUCCUGAAAUUGAGGAGGUCGUUACAAAUCAAGUUCCUGAAGAAAUUUCAUGUAAUGAUAUUGACCAACAACGAUCCAUCAUGACACAUGUUGCAGCACACCACUUAGAGAGUACUGAAGUAGUGCCAGUGGAAAGUGAAUCUAUGAUACCGAAGCAAUCAAUAUCGGAAAAUAAACUUACGGGCGAAAUCAUGCAAAGCCAAGCCAUUUUAACAAGUUCUAUUGAAACUAUGGAAAACGUGGACGAUUAUUGCAAACAAAUAACUAAAGUACCGACUCAGGAUGCCGACGUUGGUUUUGUACCUUUUUGCGGCACCGUAAAUACAGAGGUCAUAGUGUCCAAUGAUAUUGAAGGUAUGCCGAAAAUCUUGGAAAAGACUGUCAAUGCAAUUCGUACACAAGAUGAGUUGAGGCAAUAUGUUCAUGGAUUCCAAGUUUUCGAAGGCGAUACAGAAUCUGAAUUUGUUCCUUAUAAAAUACCUUUGGACCAGGAAGCAAAAACGGCUCUUGUUGAAUUAACGGCUAAGGAAAUAUUGGAGGUUCAAUUCAUUGAAGGAGAAAAUGCCAUAUCUAGUGCAAUCUCUGAUGUUAAUGUAAAGAAGGCAAGUGUAAGUCUUAACCAACAACAGUCGUUGUUUAAUAUAGAAGUGAUUGCCCAUGAUAAUAGUGAAGAACUUUGUAUAGCAGAAAAACCAAAAGCUAGUGCUAUAUCGAGUCAGGGGUUACAAGAAGCUAUCGAGAAGUCUGAACAAUUUAUAUUAGAAACGGAAAAACCAUACAGGGAUGUAAUACCAGUAUCUAAAGAAACAACAGGAGGCAUUGAGGAACAUAAAUCUUUAGAUGUAACUGAAAUUAUACCGACAGAAUCAGAAAUUGUCCUGAACACUUUACCAUCUACACAGCAAACGGUAUCAGUAGCUCAUAAUUUUGUUGUGAAUUCUGGAAUAAAAGUAAAUGAAACAGUGUUUAACGAGCAUGAGGAGAUAUUUUCGACUGAAGAUUUGAAAACUAGUAGUGCUGAUGUGAAUCUACGACCAUCUGAGAGUAUAAAAGUAAUAGAAGAUGUCGUAGCUGAAAAAGAAGAACGACUUAAAAUUAAUAAACUACCCGAAGCUGUUUCGAAUGCUGUUAAUUUAAGUCCACAUAAGCACUUAAAUGUGGAAAUGUGGCAACUUGCAGAAACAGAAGCAGCUUUCAUAGAAAAAGAUAAUGCAAAAGAAACUAGCGGCAUAAUUGAUAUAGAGACUUUUAAGUCACUGAAUGUGAGUAAAAUAGAACCAGAACAACAACGUGAGGAUUUGGAAAUUAUUGAGCCUUCUAAGUCACAUAGCACUUCUAUAAAUGUUCUUACUGGUGAUCAUCUUAGUGUAUGCGAAACUUUGCCACUGGAACGAGAAACUAAUUUACCCAAAACGGCACUCGAAAAAUCAAGCCAAAUUACUGCUACUUUAGAUACAUCAAAAUAUGUGACAGUCAUAGAAGUAAAACCAACAGAAAAAGAAAAUUUAUUUGAUGGCGUAUUUGAGCGACCAAGUCAAACUUGUACUUCAACUAUUGAAACAACUUCAUCUAUUGAAGUACAAGAAGUUUUAACAAAAGAAUCUGAACAAUACAUGUCACCUGAAGAUAUUUCAAAAGUUGUUAAGUCAAAUUUAGUUGUUGAACCCCAACAUCAUGUUUUUGUGAGCGAUGUAUCAGUUAAAGAACGUGAAGAAAACUUAAAUAUUGAUACUUUCCCGUCAUGUAAAAAUGAAAAUAUUGGUAUAAUAACAGCUAAGCAUAUUUUAACAUUUGAAAAUGUUCCAAUGGAGAUUGAAUCAGAUGUUAUAUGCAAAGAUUUUAAUAAACCUGAGAAUGCUCAUCAAGAUCGUGUUGUAUUAGAAGGGCUGUAUAGUGAGCAGCCAAAUAUUUUAGAGCACGCUCAGGAAAUCACAACAGAAAUCACUUCAGACGUCGUUCUUAAUGUCAAGGCAGAUAUUGACAGUCUAAAAGCGGCAAAUCAAAGUACAGUAACUGUACAAGAACAUCCUGAACAAUUGCCAAAUUUCAUACAAACAAAAGUAAAAGCAACAGAAACAUCUGCCCCAGAACAAGAUGUUUUUGAAACGUUAUUGACACAAGUUAUGGAAAGUACUGAUAAGUUAAGUGACCAAGAGAUGUCAAUAGAAAGCAAAGCACAAUUGCAUGUAGAAACUCAUAAAAACAUUUUUACUCAGGAAUAUAUAACUCACGAUGUGCCUAAAGAUUUAGUUCACCAAAAAGGUGAGGAAUUACACGCUGAAAAAAGUUUAUCAGAGUUGCAACCUGUUCAAAAAACUGAGGUAAUCACUGAGGAAAGAACUGAAAUGUUAAGUAAAGUUGCUGCUGUUAAGGACGGAACAGCUACUGAGAGUCAUGUUAUCCAACAAAGUAUAGAAAAUGUAAGGCCGGAGUUAUUUGAAAAUACUGGCGAUUUAAUAAACCAGUAUAAACCUAACCUUACGAAAGCUUCUCUUGACUUGGAAACACAUGUAAGCUUUAGUGUUUCUGAAAAUUCUACUCAAGAAAUACCAUUACUGUUAAAAAUUGAGUCAGACCAACCAAUCAAAGGUAGAAAAGUGAUUCCUGAAAUGAAUCCUUUAGAACAAAUUGAAGUAGUUUAUGACGAACAGAUAACGGAUGUUCAAAAACAAAUAAUAAAUAAGGAAAAUAUUAAAUCCAAAACAAUCGAAAUGUUACCGAUCACUCAAUUAGAUGUUAUAGUAAGUGAUAAUGUAACAGACACUGACUUUAAACAAAGUUCUCCUCGUGAUAAGGCCUCCUUAUCAAUGACAACAGUGGAAGGAAUACAUGUUCUUGAAGUUAACGAUGAGUGUUCUUCGAAACCUAUUCCAAAAACAGAUAAUAUUUUCGUCAAUGCCACAACAACUCUUACUCCAUUACCACACAUACAGUGCGUAGAAAAUAUUGUUGAUUCUCAAUUAGAAGAAUUAGUUACUCACACAAGCAAAUUAAAAACAGUCACUGUUACAACACCAUCCAUAACACCGUUAAUAGUUUCUGAACAUGAAUGCUUACAACAUGAGUCUGUAAUUCCAUCGAAACUAUCGCCCGAAAAUCAAAAAGCUAAGACUGGUGUUACGGUAUCACAAGUACUUGAGGUAAAUAAUGAGUUUGUAAAUGAGCAAACGCAACCUUAUGAUGAUGAUAAACCCAGCGCGCAUCAAUCUAAUUUAACAAGUGUGGAAGAUCAAUCUAUUGAGGUUAUACAGCCAGUAGUGCAUACGAUGGACAAAUCAGACAUUUCAUCAAUUUCGCCCAAAACAUCCGAUAUUGAAGAAACAGAAGAAAUUGUUUCAAAGUUUGUAACUGCGCCGGGUCAAGACGAACCAAUACAGAUAAGAACUAAGAGAACAAUAAUAAGGAAAAAAAAUCGGUCGAAAGUAAGCGAGGCAUCAGGAGGUGACGUUGUAAUAGAGGAAUCUUUAGAUGACGAAUACCCUGAUAAACAAAGAGAACCAAAAAGCUACGAUGUCAAAAUAGAAGAAUAUGUAGGAGACGAAUCGUAUAUUCACUUUGACAAUGAUACGAGUACAAUCGAGAUGCCAGAUGAAUUUUUACAUAUACCGAAAAUGCACACGCAAGUACAAAUCGAAGAAAUGAUGGAUGAACAAAUUGCUUUCAAUAUAGAAUCUACUACAAACGAAAGCGUAGAACCACUUGAUCUAUUAUUCAAACCAGUAAAAAUAAUACCUGUGGAAGAUGAACCGGAAACAGUGGAGUUAACAAAAACCAAAACAGAGAAAGGUGAAGUGCAAAACGUAAAAACAAAGAAGCGGCUAGUCAAGGGCAAAGAUGGUGAGGUGCAAGAGGUACAUGAAAUAACUGUAAUAACUUCGACGACUGUCGAACCAGAGGAGGUUCAAGAAGUUCCAGAAGAGACUACCGUCGAAGAAAAUGAAACACCUGAAGAUGUCUUCAAGAAAAUUGAAACGCCUGAAGAAAUUAAAACAGAAGAAGACGAAAAGCCAUCACUUCCUCAAAAGACUGUAACCCUUGAAGUAACGGAUAAAACAAAGAAAAAAUUAAAACCCCAGAAAAUCGAGCAUGUUUCACUAGAGAUGAGUUCCCCUCAAAAACCUGAAGAGCUAGAAGGGCCUCAAUUUGCUAAACUGAAGCUUAAAAAGCCUACACAAAAACCCAGAGAAGAACCAAAGACAGUAGCUUUACCUAAGUUUCAAUUAAAAAGCAGAAUAAAAUUAAUCACGGAUUGGCCUCCAAAUCCAAUAAAACCUAUACUUACUAAUAUAGGAAGCAUAAAGCAGUGUGGAGAUUUAUCACGAAAUAUAAAAGAGGCUAAAAAGAUUAAAAAGAAAAUAAUAAAAGAAGAAUUACUUCCAGAUCUAGAAAAGACUGAAUUAGAGCAGCUUGAAAAAAUAGAAUUUGAUAGAGCUAAAGAUAUUACUGAUACAGUCGAAGUUUUACCGAACCAGCAAUCGAAAGAACCGUUAAAAGAAGAAACAGUAACAAAUGAAAUUCCGGCUAGCAAAAAGAAAAAUAAAUUGGUGCCCAUUAAAAUAGAACAAAAAGUGUUGCAAAUAGAUAAGCCGCAACAUGCAGAAAAUACUGAAGGACCUCAAUUUACGAAAAUUAAACUAAAGAAAACUAUAACACAAGAGAAACAAGACCGUGCCAUUGCUAAAAUUCCUAAAUUACAAUUAAAAAGCCGAAUAAAGUUCAUAAACGAUUGGCCACCAGAGAUAUUAAAACCGUCUGUUUCUAUAAUAGAUAGUAUAAGACAGAGCGGCAUAUUAUCAAGAAAUGUCAAAGAAGCUGCAAAAAUAAAGAAAAAACCUAUAAAACAAGUUGUACUCCCAGAAGUUGAAAAAAUUGAAUUAGAAAAGCCGAUGUUUACACAUGAAGAUAUAAUUGAAUCAAAAAUUCAGCUUCCAGAGGAUGAUAAAUCAAUCAACGAGAACAUAACAAGUGACGAAAAGGAUGAAGAACCAGAACAAUUCACUAUACUUCCUCGCAAACCUAGUUUGAAAAAAGUGGAGGAAAUAGAAGAUGAAGUUGUUAUAAAAAAGAAAUUAAAACCUACUCGAAAAUCAUCUGUAACACUGCCCGAAAUAACGGAACCAGAAAUAGUUGUCUUUAGACCGAAAAGUACCAAAACUUUGGAAGACGUUGAACAGGAAUUUAAUAUCCAAUUGAAUUCUUAUGCAGAGGAAGAGAUAUCCAUGUCUAGUAAAGUGAAAUUAAAACCACAAAAGCAACCCACUUUUGGAGAAGAAGCUAAUGAAACUUCCAUUAAAUUCUAUGAAGAUGAUCAAUCGGUAGAAGAAAUUAUUAUUUCUGAUACUGAAAGUGAUGUGGAUAAAGAAUCUGCAAAUGUGGUUUUAUCUAUGAAAAAAUCAAAAGUCAUGCAGAAAACACAUGAAGAGGAUAUGUCUGUAACUUUGGCUAAGCCAAAAAAACCUAUUGAAACUUCAGAAAUUAUGGAAGAUGUAAAUAUAACUUUAGAUAAAAAACAUGAAUAUGUCAUAGAUAAUCAAGAAGAAAUUGCCUUUGAUAUAAAGCAACAAAUAGAACAACGUAAGCAAGAAGAUUUGACCCUUUCUAGUAAAAUUAAAAUUAAGCCUAAGAAAAAGGUUAGUAAAACCGAAGCAGCUGAUGAAGUUUCAAUUAAAGUAGAAAAAUAUAUCGAAGAUACUGAACAAGUGGAAGAAGUAAUCAUAAGUGAAGAUGAAUCAGAAGGAAAUGUAGAAAUGGUUCUUAAACGAAAACAAAAGAAGACACCGUACGAAGUAAACGAGGUAGAAGAAUUAAACGUGGCACUCAAACCGAAAAGGGUUAACAAAGCACCAACAUUUGAAGAAGAGGAAAUUACCAUAUCAGCAAAGCGAAAGCCUAAGAAGCCUUUAACUAUACAAGAAGCAGAUGUAACGAUGAGUAUAGCAAGAGAACAAGAAUUCCCAGAAACUCCAGUUAAUGUACGCUCUGGUGACAUCGUAUUCGCAGUUUACUCGUAUGUUGCCGAAACUGAUGAAGCUAUAAGUUUAGUAGAGGGUGAACGAUUGUACAUACUAGACACAACGAAUCAGGACUGGUGGUACGUACGUAAACAUCUCACUGAAGAAAAAGGUUGGGUUCCUGCUCAGUACUUAAUGGAUGAAGAGAAUUAUACUUUGUAUCUACAGAAGAAGUUGAACGAAAAAAUAGAUAAACUUCCAGUAUUUGAAAAGCCAACAUCUGAAGAACAAGCCAUUGCUCCUAUAUUUGUUGAAAAGCUACGGCCAAAACAUACACCUGAUGGCUCCACCGUCCAAUUCGAAUGCCAAGUUGAAGGCUAUCCAAGACCACAAAUCACUUGGUUCCGACAGACUGCCAUUAUUAAACCAUCGCAAGAUUUCCAAAUGUAUUACGAUGAUGACAACGUUUCGACACUUGUAAUUCGCGAAGUAUUCCCAGAAGAUGCGGGUACAUUCACAUGCGUUGCGAAAAAUGCAGCAGGUUUUGCCUCGAGCACAACCGAGUUGAUAGUCGAGGCUCCUCUUUCUGACCACGGAUCUGAAAUGACUAUUUUGUCCCGAAAGAGUCUUUCAAGAGAAUCGUCAUUGGCAGAUAUUUUGGAAGGUAUACCACCAACCUUUUCAAAACGUCCAAAAGCACAAUACGUCGAUGAAGGAUCUGACAUAUAUCUUGAAUGUCGUUUGGUCGCAAUACCCGAGCCUGACAUCACUUGGUUGUUCAAAGGUGAUGAAAUAAUGCCAAAUGAAAAUAUUUCUAUAGUCACUGAAUCAGACAUGCAUAUGUAUUGCAGUGUAUUAAAAAUAUCUCAUGUUAAAAAAUGUCAAGAGGGAACAUACACUGUAUUAGCGAUGAAUAGGGAAGGUGAAGCAAGCUUGCCAAUUGUUCUCAAAAUUAAAACGGGAGAAAAAGAAAAACCGCAAGUAAUUGAACCAUUGAAAAAUAUAAGCAUUCGGGAAGGUGAGAGUUUCGUACUAACGACUCAAGUGGUUGGAAAUCCUGAACCUAAAGUUACGUGGUUCCGUAAUAAUAAACUUCUUAAAUCUGUUCCUGUGAAAUCUGAUGGCAAUGUUCAUUCCAUUACAAUUAUUAAACCUAAGAAAGGAAAGGAUGAUGGAGUAUACACAUUGAAAGCCAUCAACUCAGAAGGUGAAACAGAAACGAGUGCUGUAAUUGUAAUUGAAGAACCAACAGAAGAAAAUGCGGAGCCUCCUCUGUUUAUUCAUCGAUUCCAAGAAAUAACUGUUAAAGAAAAGGAAACUAUAAAACUUACUGCUAAAGUGACUGGAAAUCCCGUACCUUCGAUAACAUGGUAUAGAAAUAAUAAAAUAAUUACACCUUCAGAAACAAUAACGCAAAGGUUUGAUGGUGAAAAUAUUGAAUUAAUUAUUACAAAUGUGGACUCGGAAGUAGACUCAGGUGAUUACAAAUGUGUCGCAUCCAACAGUGCCGGAAAAGCAUCGCACGGUGCAAAAGUGACAAUUGAUGUUGAAAAAGUAACUUUUGUGAAGAAAUUAGAGAAAACAUAUGAAAUUGAAGAAGGAAAAACGGUUAUAUUAGAAUGCAAAACAUCACACACAGUUUCCACAAAAUGGUACCAUAAUAACAAGGAAUUGAGUGGUAUGGAUCAUAGAGAAAUUAUACAAGAAGGAAGAUUGCACAAAUUAAGAAUUAAAAAAGCAAAACUGUCCGAUAAGGGAACAUUAAAAUGCGUUGUUAAAGAUCAGGAAACCAGUACCAGCUUAACUGUACACGAGACUAUACCUGAAUUCUUACGUAGGCUUCAAGAUUUUGAGGUUAAAGAAAAAGACAUUGCCAUUCUUGAAGUUGAAAUCAAUUCAGAAACAGCUGAUGUAAUCUGGGAAAAGGAUGGUGAAGAAAUUAAAUCUAAAAAGAACAAGUAUGAAUUGGAAAAGCGUGGAAACGUUCGUAAACUAUUUAUAAGGAAUACAUCUGUGCAUGAUGAAGGCGAAUAUGUAUGCAAGUUAAGAGAUGAUUUAUGUACUGCAGAAAUAACGGUUGUCGAAUUACCUCCUGAAAUUAUAUCAAGGCUACAAGACCAAAGAGUAAAUAAAGGACAUAAAGCUACAUUUGAAAUUGAACUCACUAAGGGUGAUGCUCUAGUGAGGUGGCUUAAGGAUGGCUCAGAAAUACAAUUUUCGAACCACAUGCAGCUAACGAUCGAUGGAAAGAAACAAAAGCUAAAAAUAUAUGACUGUGAUCUUAGUGACGCGGGCGAAUACGCAUGUGAAGUCGGAAGUGAGAGAUGUGUAGCGAAGCUUGUUGUGGACGAACCUUCUAUUGAUUUUACUAUACGUCUACCAGAAACUGUAGUCAUUCCAUUGGCCGCAGAUGCCUACUUAACGGUCGAAGUACCGGAUGAAAAAUAUGAUGUGGUGUGGUACAAGCGAAAGACUGUCCUCGAAGAUACUGACAAAUUCACGUUGAUAAGAGACGGAAAGAAGCGAACCCUUAUUAUAAGGAACUGCAUCGAAGAGGAUCAAAGUGAAUACUCUUGUGUCUUAUUUGAUGCAAGGUGUUCUACGAAAUUGAAAGUUGAAGUUAUUGAAUUCCCGCCUAAAGUUAUUGCUUAUGAAAAGGAAUAUAAAGUAAAACGCGGCGGCGAUGUUACUAUCAAUGUUCAGUAUGAAGCAAACCCACCUCCAAAUGACGAAUGGAUCGUAAAUGCUAAGAUUAUCAAAAGAUCUAAACAUACAAAACCAUCCAUCGAUUCACAAAAUGCAAGCCUUACCAUAAGGAAAAUUGAACAUUCCGACGCUGGUAUUUAUAAACUCAAACUCGAAAAUAACUGUGGAGUAGUAGAAAUUGAAAUUAAAGUCAUCGUUAUGGAUAUUCCUUCACCGCCCGGAGCUCCAAAAGUGCUUGACGUCGAUAACACGUUUGUGAAUAUUUACUGGAGUGAACCUACCGAUACUGGAUAUUCACAGAUAGAAUGUUAUGUUGUGGAAUAUCAAGAGAUAAAUACAACCGAAUGGAUUUCCAUAGAAAGUAUAAGGAAGAACCAAUACUGCGUCGAAAAUUUGAAGACAAAAUCUUCGUAUAGAUUCCGCGUGUUCGCUGUAAACGAAGUAGGUAUAAGCGAAUCUUCUGAGGUCACUGAAUUUAUUCGAAUUGAAAAAGCUAGUGUAGGUCAAGCACCUAGUGUAGAAAAACCACUCAAAGAUAUUAUAGUUAACCCCGAUGAAAGCGUGGAGCUUUCUUGUAUAUUCGGUGGUGUUCCUGAGCCUAAAGUAAUAUGGGUUAAGAACGGAAAACAAUUGAAAACAGCUAAAGCAACAUAUGUCAACCGAGUAGCAACUUUAGUUAUAACAGCUUCUAAGACAUCUGAAGGUGAAUACAAAUGUAUCGCUACGAAUGAAUUCGGUGACGUUGAGACGUCGUGUAAUUUGGAGAUACAGUUGAAGCCUAUUAUAACUGUGGCCGACAGUGAAAUUGAUCAAAAGAAUAAGAUUGACAAAGAAUGGUCAGUUACGGCGAAUAUUGAAGGAAUUCCGCGACCAAACGUUAUUUGGUAUAGGAAUGGUACCAGACUUGAAACGACGGAAGAGAUUGAAAUAAUAACGACUGAAAUCACGAGUAUCAUCAGGAUAUCUAAACUUAAGCGAUCUCAUAGUGGUAAAUACACUAUAGAAGCAAGUAACAAAGCAGGAACUUCUGCAUUGGAUCUUUCUCUCAAAGUAUUCGAUAAGCCCAGUAAACCCAAAGGCCCAGUAGUCCUCCGAGAAAUUAGUAGAGAAUCAGUAACAAUAGAAUGGAAACCACCAGUCGACGACGGUGGUAUCGAACUGACCAAGUAUGCUAUAGAGAAGCAUGAUCCUGAAGUAAAUCAAUGGGUGAGAGUGGCCGAUGUCAAUAAGGACGUGGAAACAUAUUGCAUUCAAAGACUGAACGAAAACUGUGAAUACAUGUUCCGCGUUAUGGCGCAAAAUCCCGUCGGCGUAUCGGAGGCUUUGGAAAGCGAACCGAUUGUUAUUAAGACUGCUUUAGACGUUCCAUCCCCACCCUUGGGUCCAUUGGGUAUAUAUGGUAUUGACAACAAAUCUGUUACAAUAACAUGGAAUCCUUCGGAGAAAAACGGAGGUUCAGCAAUUCUGGAUUACUCCGUUGAAAUAAAGCAGGAUUCCAAACAAUGGAUACAUGUGGCGACCGUACCAGAAACAUUGGCUGAAAUAGACAAACUAUCACUAAACUCCACAUAUCAAUUUAGAAUAUGCGCUAGAAAUGAAAUUGGCACGAGUUUGCCAUACGUUUCUGACGAGAAGAUAACUAUUGGAAAAACAUUGUCUCCUCCCUCACGGCCUCAAAGGUUCAUAGUAAGGGAGAUAACAUCUAGGUCUGUGACACUGCAGUGGGCCGCACCGGAUAGUGACGGUGGAAGCCCUGUGACGAACUACAUCAUCGAGUACAAGACGGUGAAAGGGAAAUCGUGGUCGAAGGUGAUAACCGUUGGCGGAUCAGUGUUCGAACACUGCAUAGAGAACCUGAAGGACAAGGAACAGAUCGUGUUCAGGAUAUCUGCUGAAAACGCGAUCGGCGUGAGUCUGCCAACACAGUCGCAGCAUGUGCGCUUGGACAAACAUGCGACGGUGCCGUCACCCCCGACCGCGCCGCUCGAAAUGCGCAUGGUCGGCAACAACAUGGUGAUGACUUGCUGGGGAACCCCAGAGUGGGACGGAGGUGCUCCCCUCCUCGGAUACAAUAUAGCCAUCCGUGACGUCACCAAGACCAUGUGGAUAGAGGUCGGCAAAGUGGACGCGAACAACCUCCAGUUCAACGUACGGGACCUGAACGAGAACCACACGUACAUGGUGCGGAUAUACGCGAGGAACGAGAUCGGACUCAGCGAGCCGCUCGAGUCCGAUGAGCCGUUCAAAGUCCUGCCCGGGGAAGAUUCGCACUUCGACGAGGAGCCAGGGGAGAUGACGGAAGCCACAGAGCCGACGUCGUUCAGCCAAACCACGACCUCGUGGCUCCGCGAGCACAACAUGGACGCCGACAUCCGCUCGUACGCGAGGGGCUCGCUCCUUCGCCGCGACGAGUACUUCUUCCGCAUCUGGUACUACGCCAAACAACUCUUCAAGUGAACACCCCGCGCGUCCAAACAAUAAUUACCUGUGAUAUCUCAACACGACCCAUUCUAGUACGAUAGUCGUAGUUUAGCGCUAAAGCGUACAUCCUUCGACGAUUCAGUUGAAGUAUUUAUUCUAGACUAAGAUAUUUAUUUAUUUAAUUUAUUUCUCUAUUGUAAAUAAAACCUGACCGACGUGUUCGUGCGUCGGUGGGAGACGUUAAUAUAGGUGCAAAAUUUUCAUUUCGAUAUACGAGGCACGAACACAACUGGUCAGGUUUUAUAUUGUAUUACUCAAAUGUUCGAUAAUAAAUUGCUGUUAAAAUAAUA